Scophthalmus maximus (turbot) is the source of this 3144-nucleotide messenger RNA. Its product is annotated as neurofilament medium polypeptide-like. The transcript has 4 exons. Gene Ontology annotation, molecular function: structural constituent of postsynaptic intermediate filament cytoskeleton. NCBI's taxonomy places the organism in Eukaryota, Metazoa, Chordata, Actinopteri, Pleuronectiformes, Scophthalmidae. Gene Ontology annotation, cellular component: neurofilament; axon. The record is from RefSeq and is a predicted model, not a curated record. Gene Ontology annotation, biological process: axon development. Bases 72 to 2513 code for a protein of 813 amino acids.
UUUCCCUCCCUCCUAUAUAAACCCCGCGCCGCCCCUCCUGCUGCAGUCACUCGUCCUCCGGGCCAGCCAUCAUGAGCUUCACGAUGGACCACCACUUCUUCAGCCCGAACUCGUACCGCAAGGCUCGGCCUGCCUCCGCGUCCUCCAGCGGCUUCCACUCCCAGCGCCGCCGCCUCACCUACGGCCAGCCGCCCUCCGCCGACAGCCUGGACAACUUCGGCGGCGACAUGCCGCGGAGGAGCGAGAAGGAGAUCCUGCAGGCGCUGAACGACCGGUUCGCCGGCUACAUCGACAAGGUGCGCAACCUCGAGAUGCACAACCGCAACCUGGAGGCGGAGGCGGCCGCGCUGCGCCAGAGCCAGGCCGGGCGCGCCUCGGUCGGCGAGCACUACGAGCGGGAGCUGGGCGACCUGAGGGGCGUCCUGCAGCAGCUGACCGGGGACAAGGCCCGCGCGGCUCUGGAGCACGAGCACCUGGAGGAGGACAUCCAGCAGCUGCGCGUCAGGCUGGAUGAGGAGGCGAGGAACCGGGAAGAGCUGGAAGCGGCCACUCGCGCCAUGAAGAAGUACGCAGAGGACUGCCUGCUGGCGCGAAUGGAGCUGGACAAGAAACUCCGCGCCCUGGAGGAGGAGGGCGUUUUCCUGAAGAAGAACCACGAAGAGGAGGUGGCGGAGCUCCUCGCUCAGAUUCAGGGCGCCGAGGUGAGCUUCGAUAUGCGGGACCCGCACAAGGCCGACGUCACCAGCGCGCUGCGCGAGAUCCGCGCGCAGCUGGACGGUCACGCAUCCAAGAGCGCGACGCACGCAGAGGAAUGGUUCCAAGUUCGUAUGGAGCGUCUGUCUGAAACUGCAAGGUCUAACCAGGAUGCGAUCCGUGGGUCCCAGGACGAGAUUGCAGGGUACCGCCGCCAGCUCCAGAGCCGCACCAUUGAGCUGGAGACUCUCCGGGGAACCAAGGAGUCACUGGAGAGGCAGCGCAUGGAGAGCGAAGACAGACACCACGAUGACCUCAACUCACUACAGGAGACCAUCAAUCAGUUGGAUAAUGAGCUGAAAACCACCAAAUGGGAGAUGGCCAGCCAGCUGAAAGACUACCAGGACCUGCUGAAUGUUAAGAUGGCUCUAGAUAUUGAGAUAGCUGCUUAUAGGAAGUUACUGGAGGGAGAGGAGAAGCGCUUUGUGUCAGGAGGGGUUCCAUACUCCUACCUGGAGGGGAGGAUCUCUGCCCACCUGAAAAUGAAAGGAGAGGAGAUCUCAGAUACGGUCAUUGUGGAGGAACAGACAGAUGAGACCCAGGUGACAGAGGUCACAGAGGAAGCAGAUGAGGAGGAAAAGAAAGAGGAAGAGGCAGCAGAGGAAGAAGAUGAAAGUGAGGAAACCAAAGAGGAGGAAGGAGAAGGUGAGGAGGGAGAAGAGAAGGUGGAGAAAGGUGACGGAGGGGAAGAGAAGGAGAAAGAGGAUAAAAAAGAGGUUGAAGGGGAUGACGAUGGAGAGGAAGAAGAGGCAGGGGAGGAAGAGAAGUCCAAAUCGCCAGAAAAGCCUGCAUCUCCUCCUUCGAAAUCCCCUCAACCUAAAUCUCCCGUUGUCAAAUCACCAGAAUCUAAAUCUCCACAAAAAUCACCAGAAUCUAAAUCACCAGCACCCAAAUCACCCACUAAGUCGCCUGCAGCCAAAUCCCCAGCAGGAGAUGAGGCAAAGUCGCCUGCAGCCAAAUCCCCAGCAGGAGAUGAGGCAAAGUCGCCUGCAGCCAAAUCCCCAGCAGGAGAUGAGGCAAAGUCGCCUGCAGCCAAAUCCCCAGCAGGAGAUGAGGCAAAGUCGCCUGCACCUAAGUCGCCUGUGUCAAAAUCUCCACCAAGCAAAUCCCCUGGAUCCAAAUCUCCUCCUCCCAAGAGCCCAGAACCAAAGUCUCCAGAGAAAGAGAAGGUCAAGCCCGUUGCUGCCAAAGACAUCCCUAAAGAGGAGAAAAAAGAGGAGAAGCCUCAGCCAGUCAAGGAGGAUAAGAAGGAGAAAGAACAGCCUGUGAAGGAAGAGAAGAAGCAGGAGCCCAAGGAGAAAGAGCCUGAGGGCAAAGCAGAGAAGACAGACAAACCUGAUACAAAGAAAGAGAGCAAAGAAGAGGAAGCACCAAAGAAGGAUGAUGCUUCAAAACCUGCCGCUCCCAGCAAAUCCGCAGAGGACAAACCUUCCCCAAAGUCUGAGGCUAAAGAGAGCACCCCGCCUGCUAAGGAGGAGAAGCCCUCAGCUCCGAAAUCAGAGAAGACCGAGCCUGAGGCAAAGCCCAGCCCUAAAGCAGAGCCUGAGAAAACAGAGGGCAAGAAAGAGGAGAAGAAGCCCGAGGAGAAGCCUGCACCUAAAGCCGAGCCUGAAAAAACCGAGAGCAAGAAAGUAGAGAAGAAGCCCGAGGAGAAAAAAGAGGCUAGUAAAGAAGAGAGCAAGCUGAAGGAAGGAGGGAGCGCAGAGAAAUCCUCUGGCACUGAGUCAAAGGAGAGCAAGGAGGAGAAGGCCAAGAAGUGAGACUGAAAUGCUGUGAUUGAUGGAGAGGGUAGUGGAGAUGCCAAAUCACUAUGAGAGAGGGCGGGGCAGAGAGGCACUGCAGUGUCCAAAACAAAGCAGGUCACGUUAUGUAAGCAAUAGUGCUUUCUGUAGCAAAUAACCCCCUAUGUAUGGCCAUUACACCCCCCUGAUGCUCCUGAUGUCUGACUGUAGUGAAUGCAGAAUGCUUUAAACCGACUGUGACAACUGCCCUUAAUGAAUAACAAGUGCAUUUAAAACUGAAUCCCGCUGACGCGGACCGCAGGGGCCUGCUGUACCUACAGAAGCCUUCAAGGGUAGAGAUGUCAAAACAAUGUCGAGUUCAAGAUUGUGACAGAUGUUGAAUAUCUAUAUAUAUAUAUAUCAAAAAAAUGUAUAUUUAAGGAGAUACAAAUGUCUAUAUUAUAUUUACACACACACACACACACAUCAGUAAGAAAGACUUGAAUUUUUGCUUGUUGUGCACCUUAACGCAGCUUCUCCCGACAGGUGGACUGCAGCCUCUCACUCCUCUGGUCUGUAAAACACUAGGACAAUGAUGACUGUGCUAUGUAUAAACUGCUGAGAAUAUGCAAUAUGAAACAGUAAAUAAAGAAUGAAAAAUCCAACACAA